AGCGAGGGGCGUGGCCCUGCGGUGGGUGCGCGCUGCGGGCGGGGCGGAGGAUGGACGCUGGAGCGCUCGCUGCAACGAUUGAGGCUGCGGGUGAGAAGGUGGCGGUGUAGGCACCUGGGCGAGGGGGAGGCCGGUGGCGGCCGGGUCAUGGCGGGAGACCCUCUCCUCUGGACUCUCUGAAGUGUCCUCCCUGAAGUUCUGGGGAGCCCGGUCCCAUGGGCUCGCUGAGCAGCCGAGUGCUGCGCCACCCGGGGCGAGCCCGACCCCCGCAGGAGCCGGGUCCCGGGGUGGGGGGCUCGGCUCGGCGGCCUGAGGCUGGCGGCGACGCGGCGGGCCCGGGUUUCUGUUACUGCCCGGGCAGCCGCAAACGCAAGCGGAGCAGCGGGGCCUUCUGCUACUGUCACCCCGACUCCGAAACAGACGAAGAUGAGGAGGAAGGCGACGAGCAGCAGCGGCUCCUCAACACCCCUCGAAGGAAAAAAUUAAAGAGUACAUCCAAAUAUAUUUAUCAAACAUUGUUUUUGAAUGGUGAAAAUAGUGACAUAAAGAUUUGUGCUCUAGGAGAAGAGUGGAGCUUACAUAAAAUAUAUUUAUGUCAAUCAGGCUACUUCUCUAGUAUGUUCAGUGGUUCUUGGAAAGAAUCCAGCAUGAAUAUUAUUGAACUGGAGAUUCCUGACCAGAAUAUUGAUAUAGAAGCACUGCAAGUUGCUUUUGGGUCACUGUAUCGAGAUGACGUCUUAAUAAAGCCCAGUCGAGUCACUGCCAUUUUGGCAGCAGCUUGUAUGCUGCAGUUGGAUGGUUUAAUACAACAAUGUGGUGAGACAAUGAAGGAAACAGUUAAUGUGAAAACUGUAUGUGGCUAUUACACAUCAGCAGGGACCUAUGGAUUAGAUUCUGUAAAGAAAAAAUGCCUUGAAUGGCUUCUAAACAAUUUGAUGACUCAUCAGAAUGUUGAACUUUUUAAAGAGCUCAGUAUAAACGUCAUGAAACAGCUCAUUGGUUCCUCUAACUUAUUUGUGAUGCAAGUGGAGAUGGAUGUAUACACAGCUCUAAAAAAGUGGAUGUUCCUUCAACUUGUGCCUUCUUGGAAUGGAUCUUUAAAACAGCUUUUGACAGAAACAGAUGUCUGGUUUUCUAAGUGGAAAAAGGAUUUUGAAGAUGUGGCCUUCCUUGAAACUGAACAAGGAAAACCAUUUAUGUCAAUAUUUAGGCAUUUAAGGUUACAGUAUAUUAUUAGUGAUCUGGCUUCUGCAAGAAUUAUUGAACAAGAUUCUUUAGUACCUUCAGAAUGGCUAUCUUCCGUGUAUAAACAGCAGUGGCUUGCUAUGCUGCGGGCAGAACAGGACAGUGAAGUAGGGCCUCAAGAAAUCAAUAAAGAAGAACUAGAGGGAAAUAGCAUGAGGUGUGGUAGAAAACUUGCCAAAGAUGGUGAAUACUGCUGGCGGUGGACAGGUUUUAACUUCGGCUUUGACCUACUUGUAACUUAUACCAAUCGGUACAUCAUUUUCAAACGCAAUACACUGAAUCAGCCAUGUAGUGGAUCUGUCAGUUUACAACCUCGAAGGAGCAUAGCAUUUAGACUUCGUUUGGCUUCUUUUGAUAGUAGUGGAAAACUGAUAUGUAGUAGAACAACUGGCUAUCAAAUACUUACACUUGAAAAGGAUCAGGAACAAGUGGUGAUGAAUUUGGACAGCAGGCUUCUGAUCUUCCCUUUGUAUAUCUGCUGUAACUUCUUGUAUAUGUCACCAGAAAAAAGAACUGAAAAUAAUCAUCACCCAGAAAAUCCAGAAAACUGAGGAUCUCCCAUUGGAAACAGCAGCACUUUGAAAACUUUUUAGGCUCGUUUUUACGGCCCUACUGAUAUUCAUGUCUAAGGUGACUAAUAAUGACACAGGCCUUAUGAACUGUACAGACAAUACAGAAGAUGUUUCUUACCCUCAUUACAUUUCUAUGCAUAUGUGCAAAAGAAUUUUAAAGCCAAGAAAAUAUCUGUCAAACCAUGCAAGUUGUCAUCUCAUGCUUUUAAUUUAGCAUUAGAAGAAAAUUGCUGUAGGUGAAUUUCACAUUCUUUGCAACAGAAUACAUAAGCUUAAGUUUUGAUCCUGCCUAAUGUUAGUGAAUUUCAUCUAUCUGUGAAUUUAUUUUUAAUUUGCUAAAAAGAAUGCUAAAGGGAUUAUUUGAAUGGCCAACUAUAAAUGUUCUUUCAAUUGGUGCCUUU
Molecule: messenger RNA, 2218 nt
Organism: Heterocephalus glaber (naked mole-rat)
Lineage: Eukaryota; Metazoa; Chordata; Mammalia; Rodentia; Bathyergidae
Gene: Gmcl1
Product: germ cell-less 1, spermatogenesis associated
Biological process (GO): germ cell development
Cellular component (GO): nucleus
Molecular function (GO): protein binding
Source: RefSeq, a predicted model, not a curated record